Messenger RNA from Hirsutella rhossiliensis, 1227 nucleotides. RefSeq lists its product as uncharacterized. The transcript has 2 exons. Lineage: Eukaryota; Fungi; Ascomycota; Sordariomycetes; Hypocreales; Ophiocordycipitaceae. Bases 1 to 1227 code for a protein of 408 amino acids. The record is from RefSeq and is a predicted model, not a curated record.
AUGUCGACUCGGCCAUUAUCGUCGGCCUUGCGGUCUCUGGGCGGUUGCCACGGCCCGUCAGGGAGGCUCAUGGCCUGCCCCUGGCGGCAAUUCAGCUCCACGCCGACACGCGCCGUCAGUGCCAUCUUUUCGGAAACGGAAAAUGUCGAGCUCAACGCAAUCCUCAAAAACAUACAGGAGACAAUUAUCCUGCCGGCAUACCUCCCGGAGAAGCAGCGGAGGAUAGUCUUUGAUCCCAAGAAGCGAACGUACAUGGAGCAGAACCCCAUCGUCAUCGAUGUCGAGGGCCUGGAGCACAAGUUUUCAACCAUUGACCGGUUCAAGGACAUUGAAAACUCCAAGAAGCUCCUCGCGCAGGCGCUGAGCAAGAUGCAGAGCCCUGCCGAGUGGAGCAACUUGGCAACGCUUCUGGCUGGGUACCGGAAAGCCGGCAUCAGGCUCCAGGCCGACCACUGGGGCAAGAUGGUGCGCAUGGCCGGCGAGACGGGCAACAUCCAGGCCAUCAUCGAAUGCGCAAAGCAAGCAGACAAGACGGGCUUUUCUCUCGGCAGGCGGGAGACGGCCGUCCGGACGCUCGUCUACAUCAACGAGAAGGCAAGCAGGCAGAUGCACGCUCAUGCGCUGGGGGCCUUGAGGGCGGCGGAGGUUGUACUCGACAUGCUGCAACGACCCGAGCACGCGCGUGCGGCCAAGCGCACACGCAACAGUCUCCCCUUUUCGCGCAUCAUUCGCGGCAUAACUCUUUUCACGAGAAGUGCAGCUUGUAAUGUCAAGCUGGCCAGCAGAGAUGAGGGCGUCGACCAGGACCUGCUUCUCCUCGAGGACGAAGUGGCUCUGUUCCGCUCCCUGUGGAAAGGGCCGCUGCCCGACGACCUCACGCAGCUGAGGGAGUUUGCCGAGCUGAACGCGACACUGGACAGGAAUUCCGGGCGCAAGAUUCCCCGAGCCCUCAACGGUUUCUGCUACGUGCAGGCCCUGGCCCAGGGCAUCAGGGGCACCAUCCUGGCGGAAGAGCUACUCGGCGACAAGGCCAAGGAUUUGGCCCGUGUGCGAGAGGCCCUUGAGAAGCACGUGCAUGAGUUUGUGCAGACAGCUCCGGGCCGAAGCCAGGGCUGGAUAGACGAGUACGAACUCGUUACGGGCAAGCGGCUAGAGCUGCAGAGUGCGCCCAAACAAGAGCCGGACAAGGCCCCGGCGCCGGCCUCUGAGCAGGAGAAUAGUGUAUGA